CUACGUAGAAUCUAUGCAUGUUCGUAGGUUAGCCAUCAAAACGUUCACUACGUAAAACUUAUAAAUAUUGGCCUAGGAAUCACUAGGAAUAUAUUCAUCAAUGUUUGUAUUAUUGUUCUAAAAAGAAUCAAGGUGUUAAGAGAAUGAGUCAAGCAGCAGGCAACGAUGGACAGGCUGUCCCACAUGGGGAGCCUGAGCACGUGAGCAUGCACACGGAAGCGUCGAGCUUCACACCCCAGCAGGCCCUAGAGCAGGCAGCCCCAGGCGCGGGCCCUGUUCUAGGAGUCGUUCCUAUCAACCAGCCGCAGUUCGCGGCUAACUUCAUGAACUUCCUCCAGCAGUUGGUUGGCGCAUAUGUUCCACCACCGCCACCACCGCCACCACCGGUGGCUGUGGUCACUAUCGAGAAGCUCUGGAAGAAUGGAGCUGAGGAAUUCCUAGGCGACCAGAUCGCCGACCCCAUGAUCGCUAAACGAUGGUUUGAGCGAACCAUCCGAGUUUUAGGGAACCUUAGGGUUCCACAAGAUCAGCGUGGCGACCUCGCAGUCGCAUUACUCCAGGAUUCCGCUUACGACUGGUGGAAGCGCGUGGGAGCAGACGUCCCUGAGCCCAUGCAGUGGGCCACAUUCGAUCGACUCUUCCAUGAAGAGUACAUUCCGGAGCACUUCGUCGAGGCGAAGCGAGAGGAGUUCUUGAAAUUCACCCAGGGCAAACUCACACUACCUGAGUAUCGUCAGAAGUUUGACGAACUCGCAGAGUUUGGGCAAGACCUCGUCCCAACCAUGGAGAAGCGGUGCAAGCGCUUUGUGGAGGGUCUACGCCCCGACAUAUCAGCCCAUCUGAUCACUGCUCCUCGGAUGUGUAAGAUAGAUCUUGCUCACCAGUUCUUGAUGGGGUUGAAUGAUGCAUAUUACGGGAUCCUGCAGUCAAAUCUACUGGCACAGAAUCUUGUACCGCCCGUUGGGAGAAUCUAUAACAAACUAGUGCAGGAUGGAACGACACAGAACUCCAUGCACAAAAGGAGAAGGAACAUGGAUAUCCUGAGGGCUGGGUCUUUUGAGAUCAGAGUGGGGGAGGAAGAGGAAGCAACCAUGACAGUGCCCGCGGUCCAGGACAAGGAAACGGAUGGUCGACCGAGGGUGCUGGAUGGUCGACCGCCAGUAGAGGUCGUGGUGGAGCACAAGCCGUGUAGAGGCUUUUCUCAACCAAACUACAAAAAGUGGAGCCGACUGUUUCUUCUUCUUGCACGUCGGUUCAACCUCCAUUAUCUUGAUGGCUCUAUCGUUCCCAUCUCCGACGACGACGAUGAAUGGUUUCAACUUGACGCCAUUCUCCAGGGUUGGAUUCUCUCCACCAUCACGGAUGAAGUCUCUGAUCUGGUUAUUUCCUCUGUCUCUACUGCCUCUGCUCUCUGGAAGAUGAUUCAUGAUCUGUUUCACGACAACAAACAUGCUCGCGCCAUGCAACUCGAGCACCAAUUCCGCACCACGGUCAAGGGAUCUACCCCCAUGGCCACUUAUUGUCAAGAACUCCGAAAUAUUGCGGAUUGGUUGGACGACGUCGACGCUCCUGUCUCAGAGCACCAAUUGAUUCUUCAGAUGCUACACGGCCUUCCCGAUGAUCUCCAGGCUCAGACCUCGUUCCUCCAAUUUCAGGAUCCCAUGUCGAGCUUUCUUCAGGUCCGGUCGGCCCUCCUCCUUCUUGAUCGGCAACGGACCCCACUGGGCAGCACCAGCAGCACGGCGCUUUUGGCAGAGCACGGCGGCAGCGGCUACACCGGCGGACAGCACAGCGGCAAUGGCGGGCGCGGCUCCGGCAGUAACUUCGGCAGUGAGGGACACUUUUUUGGCAGCAACUAUGGUGAUGGUUCCUUCUCCGGGUAGCGUGGUGGCUUUAGACGCGGACAAGGGCGCGGCAACGGCAACCGGGGUCGUGG
Molecule: messenger RNA, 1936 nt
Organism: Cuscuta campestris
Lineage: Eukaryota; Viridiplantae; Streptophyta; Magnoliopsida; Solanales; Convolvulaceae
Source: the annotation of a GenBank genome assembly